Callorhinchus milii (elephant shark) is the source of this 1767-nucleotide messenger RNA. It is a transcript of the gene retreg2, whose product is annotated as reticulophagy regulator family member 2. NCBI's taxonomy places the organism in Eukaryota, Metazoa, Chordata, Chondrichthyes, Chimaeriformes, Callorhinchidae. The transcript is spliced from 9 exons. Bases 21 to 1550 code for a protein of 509 amino acids. The record is from RefSeq and is a predicted model, not a curated record.
GUGGGGGCGGCUCGCGCAAGAUGGCGAGCGCGGAGGAGGAGCGGAGCGAGCGGCCGGGCCCCGAGCAGCCGGGGGACGGCGCCGAGUACAGCCUGGAGCUGCAGCGGGCCGAGGAGAGGCUCAGGCGGCUGCUGGGCGCCUCGGAGCCGGCGCUGAUGUACCUGCAGCGGCUGCUGGUGUGGGAGAGGCCGGCGCACAGCGGCCUGAUGCUCGCCUCCCUCAGCGGCCUCUUCUGGUUAUUUUCGUCCACCUCACUGCGCCCUAUCUUUCUGAUCAGCAGUUCUCUGCUGGGGAUAUUGCUUCUGGAGCGAUGGAAGAAUCAGUUACUUCCUGAGGUUACAGUCCAGCAUUCUGAGGAUCCUGAGAGUGACAGCGAUGGCAGCUCGGUGCACCCACGCCUGCUCAGGCUGCCCGAGCUUUGCCACUGUCUGGCUGAGAGCUGGGUAGCCUUCAAACUUUACCUGCAGGAAGUGGCAGAGUACAAGCGACAGAACCCUGGCCAGUUCUGCCUGAAGAUGUGUGUUGGAAGCGCAGCGAUGGCCGGGAUUGGCCACUACAUCCCGGGAAUCAUGAUUUCCUACAUCUUCAUCCUGAGCGUGCUGCUGUGGCCACUGGUGGUGUACCAUGAGCUGAUACAGAAGAUGUAUACGGGCAUCGAGCCCGUCCUGAUGAAGCUGGACUACAGCAUGAAAGGAGGAACCCAACAUCCCCAGCGGGAGAGAAAGAAGAAACGAGACCGUAAGUCUGAGAGCAGCGAUGAACCCACAGCGGAGACCGAGAGUGAGAGCGAGGCCGAGCUGUCCUGCUUCAACUCCAAGGCGGAUCCAAAGACCACAGCCUUAGCGUUGGCGAUCACUGACUCCGAACUGUCUGACGAGGAGGCCUCCAUCCUGGAGAGCGGAGGCUUCACCGUCUCCCGAGGAACGACCCCACAGUUAACUGACGUGUCAGAAGACCUGGACCAGCAGAGCGUGCACAGUGAGCCUGAGGAGGCCUUCGCCAAAGACCUGCCCGAGUUUCCCUCAGUCGAGGAUUUUGCCGUCAAAGAGUCAGAGGUGGCCGGCGAGGAGGAAACCCCAGACCGGAGCGCAGCAACUGCGGCACGGGAACCUUUAUCGUUCAUUCAGACACUCACCUCUCCACUGCACUUUGUGAACACGCACUUCAACGGGAGUGUCGAGGCAGCUAGUGGUGCGCCAAAGAGCCCCGGGCAAGCGGGCAUGACUCUAGAGGCCUUCAGUGAGGAGAUCGUCAGCUCGGCCAUUUCCUCGGUGGUGCAGAACGCCCUGUCUGCCCUGCUGUCCACUCCGGGCGAUGGCGAGGGAGGUGUGGAGGAGAGCGAGUUCCUGCCCACCGAGCAGAGUCCGCUGCUGGAGACAGAACUGCGGGAGACCGAGGAGGAGGUGGAUGAUUUUGAGUUGCUGGACCAGGGGGAGCUGGACCAGAUGGACACGGAGCUGGGCUUAACCGAGCAGCAGGAGAGGCAGGUGGGCGACGGACUGGAAUCCCCGCAGGUGCCAGCAACGCCACCCAGAGAGAGCCAGUGCUAGCCCACACCCCGCCCUGCAUUUGUUCCACUCGCUCAGUCGGCGGCGAUUGUGUGUGCGCGUGUGUGUGUGUGGGCGGGGGGGUGGUGCAGAGAUACAGCGUUUCAUCUCUCGGCUUGUGUUCUGACCAGACCCUCUGUCACUGACUCUCGACGUUUCCACAGAGACCUGAUACCUUUGUCUCAUGCACUGAAUGGCUUCCCAUUCAGAGGCUGGAAGG